Haliotis rubra (blacklip abalone) is the source of this 836-nucleotide messenger RNA. Its product is annotated as alanine--tRNA ligase, mitochondrial-like. Gene Ontology annotation, biological process: tRNA modification; alanyl-tRNA aminoacylation. The coding region runs from base 63 to 836 and encodes 257 amino acids. Lineage: Eukaryota; Metazoa; Mollusca; Gastropoda; Lepetellida; Haliotidae. Gene Ontology annotation, cellular component: mitochondrion. The transcript is spliced from 5 exons. The record is from RefSeq and is a predicted model, not a curated record. Gene Ontology annotation, molecular function: ATP binding; aminoacyl-tRNA deacylase activity; amino acid binding.
AUUUCCAAUAUGGCUGCGCCCAUGGAAGACAUGUCAAUGUCAAAUAUACUUCUCUAGAAAGAAUGUCUACUCAACUGUACAAGAUGUACCCAAGGAUUGUCUUGAGACUUUAUCUCCGAAAGCCACGACUUCACCUGUCAUGGCGGUACAGCAGUUCCUGGAGCAGCAGCAACGUCCGUGGCGCCUUCAUCUCCUACUUCCGCGACCAGCAUGACCACAUCCAUAUCCCCUCAUCCUCAGUCGUCCCCAACAAGAAACAAGGAACAUACUUCACCAAUGCUGGCAUGAUACAGUUCAAGCCACUAUUCCUUGGUGUCGCGCAGCCAGGGAGUCGACUUGAGGGCCUUCACCGCGCUGUCAACUCACAGAAGUGCAUCCGCGUCGGGGGCAAGCACAACGACCUUGAGGAUGUGGGUCAUGACCUCACCCACCACACCUUCUUCGAGAUGCUUGGAAGCUGGUCAUUUGGCGAUUAUUUCAAGCAAGAAUCCUGCCAGAUGGCGCUGGAGUUGUUGACGCGAGUGUACAACCUUCCGUUAGACCGACUCUAUUUCACCUACUUCGGAGGAUCUGAGCAGUUUGGACUUGCGCCAGAUGUGGAGUGCCGGGAUAUAUGGCUGACACUGGGAAGCAGAUGGAUUCGGGUCACACUCUCGUGGCUGACGCUGAUGGCUGGCCUCCGCCAGGAGAUUGGUGUCCCACCAGGUAACGGGUGUGUGUGCCGGGUCUAUGGCGGCAGUGCUCCCAACCUCAGCUUAGGCUCUGGUGUGGGGGUUUCUGUCGGGGUGCGCCGGCUCCGAAGUUUCGCCUCGGUUGCUGGCCACCCUCCGCUGUAG